CCUCCUGUAGAAUCGUGCGUGCUGAAGGUUGAAGUGAAUUACGGAAUAAUCCACCCCCGCCGUAGUGAUUAUUAUUGGUUGUGCAUGGCAAUUUGCCCGCUCCCCCUCGAUAGGGUGCGCGUUACCGUGAAGGCCCGAGACGAUCGGUGCCCGUCAAACAAAGGUUUUCGUUCGCGUCUGCGUCAUUUUGUGUAGUGUUCGCAUAAGUUUUCUAUGUUUUCCAUCGUACCGUAGACGACGUCGCUGGGCUGGGACGUGCCACUUUUGCGCUGCACAAGAGAUGUGCAAAAAUCACCCGUGCAGCGUGUUUGGGUGGGUGCUGUGAGGAAGAAGAUGACAACCACGGCCAUCGUCGAAACGUCCGCGGGGCACACGUUGGGAAACAACAGAUCGAUUCCCGCAGGAAGUGUCACUAGUGAGGAAAAGUCCCUGUCAUGGUUUCCCCAUUAAGGAUGUAAAUUUGUGCUGCAACUGUUUGUGCUUGUGUACGGAAGCGUAUUCUGUCUGAAGUCUGUUUUUUUCUUCUGUGCGUGAAACGAAAACGAAACAACCUUAUUCGUUGGGUAUCAUCCCCUCUACCCUAUCAAAUGUACGUUCAGUGAAUCAGUCACCAAUCUAUCGCUGUGGGUUUAUACUCGUGACGAAACAAGGGAGUUAAAGUCCAGCAGGCGGAGGGAGGUCAAACGCAAACUCAAGAUGGAAAACGACACGGGCGAGCCGUCGGAAGUCGUGUACGGCACGCACGAAGAUUCCGCAAUGGUGAUGUCAGAGAAGGUACAAUCACUGGCCGGAAGUAUUUAUCAAGAGUUCGAGCGUAUGAUUCAGCGCUACGAUGAGGAUGUGGUGAAAACGCUUAUGCCUCUGCUGGUAAACGUACUCGAAUGUCUCGAUUCCGCGUACCAAACGAACCAGGAGCAGGAUGUGGAGCUGGAGCUGCUGCGCGAGGACAACGAGCAGCUGGUGACGCAGUACGAGCGGGAGAAAAAUGCACGCAAGCAGGCCGAACAGAAGCUGCUCGAGACGGAAGAUUUGGCCGAGCAGGAGAACAAGGAGCUCGCCAGCCGGCUCGAGUCGCUCGAGAGCAUCGUGCGGAUGCUGGAGCUGAAGCACAAAAACAGCAUGGACCACGCGAGCCGGCUCGAGGAGCGCGAAUCGGAGCUGAAGAAAGAGUACAGCAAACUGCACGAGCGCUACACGGAGCUGUUCAAGACGCACGUCGACUACAUGGAGCGGACGAAGCUGAUGAUGGGCAAUUCAACCCACUCGCAGGCCGGUUCCGCGUCCGAGCGGCUCGAUGUGUCCCGGUCGCGCCUGAUGCCCAUGAUGCGCUCGACCGGCCCCGUCUCGUAUGGGUUCGCUUCGCUGGAAAACUCCACCAUGCUCGACACGGAAACGCUCUGCAGCGAGGAGGACAGUGGACCCGACUCGGGACCACCCUCGUUGCAGAACGAAAUCGAAACGAAGGCGACCGAGAAGGUGGAAGAGGUCGAUUCGGCGAAAACACCGGCGGAAGCAACGAGUGCCGGUGCGGUCAAGACGCUCCAAAGUCCCACCAGCGGUGGGGCGGUGUCUGGAAAGACGACGACAAAGAAGGAGCAGCGAUCGGCGAACAUGCUUUAUCAAGAGCUGUCGUUCCAGGAUGAUAAUUUGGAGAGUGAAGAAAACGAAAUUACCGGAGCCUGGGUGCAUCCGGGCGACUAUGCCUCAUCAGCUAAUGAUAACUUUUUCGGUAUGGGUAAGGAAGUGGAGAAUUUGAUCAUGGAAAACAACGAGCUGUUGGCUACGAAGAACGCGCUCAAUAUCGUAAAGGACGAUCUAAUCGUAAAAGUCGACGAGCUGACGGGUGAGAUCGAAAUUCUGCGCGAAGAGCUGAACGCCGUCAUUCUGGCACGCAACAAGCUGAAAGCGAAGGUUACCGAGUUGGAGGAAGAGUUGAAGAAGACCAAGGCGCAGGUGAAGCAAGCGUCCUCGUCCACCACCGACCAGGAGGAGGAGGGUGACGUACCGAUGGCGCAGCGGAAGCGUUUCACGCGCGUCGAAAUGGCGCGCGUAUUGAUGGAGCGCAACCAGUACAAGGAACGCUUCAUGGAGUUGCAGGACGCCGUCCGCUGGACGGAGAUGAUGCGUGCGUCGCGUGUCGAAACGCUGGACAAGAAGUCGAAGCAAGGCAUUUGGAAGUUUUUUAGUAAUCUCUUUAGCUCCAACGACAGGCCGUCGAGUGAGUCCCCCGGGCGCCUUCAUCAGCGGUACGGCGGUGUGAGUGCACAGGCACCCCACCAGCCCGGCUCGCUGUUGCCUGCCAUGCCCGAGGGACGGAUGCUUAUUGGCGCAGGCAGUAGUAGUAGCGGGGGAGUAGGCAUAGCGGGUGCCCUCUCGGGUGCAGGCUCUUCGACGGCGCUCAUGCGCAGUGGCCACCCGGGCAACAUACUGGUUCUCUCGAAGGAACCCGAGCUGACGCAGUCGGAGAGGGCGAUGCAGCGGCGGCGGGACCAGUACCGGCAGGUACGGGCUCACGUUCAGAAGGAGGACGGCCGGCUGCAAGCGUACGGUUGGAGUUUACCUAGUCUCAAGCCCUCGAGUGGAUCCGGGGCAAACGGUGGCAUCGGUGGAGGAGCCGGCGGUGGUGGCGGUCGUCCGACCGGCAGUGGUGUCCCGGUACCGGUUCCAGUGUACUGUCGCCCGCUAGCGGAAGCAAGUCCACACAUGAAGGUCUGGUGUGCCAGUGGGGUGAAUCUGCAGGGUGGCUACAUGAAGGAUGGCGGUUGUAUCGUUGGCGCGGCCAGCAUAUUCUACUCCAAGGAACCGGUCGGUGGAGCUGUCGGGGCACAGAUUACCGAGCUCACGGGAGACGAGGCGGCGGCGGACCCGAAAGAUCUGGGAGAAAUCUUGGAACGGAAGCUGUUAGCUCUCGGCGGCCCAGCCUCGAUGCUCGAUGCCGAUAGCGAACUUAGCUCGUACGUAUGGAUAUGCACGAGCACGCAUUCGGCCAGCACCGUCACGGUGAUUGACGCGAAGAAUCCAUCGGAAGUGCUGGACUCGUUCCCCGUUUGCCAGAACCAUCUGCUAUGCAUAUGUACGGUACGUGGUGCCCUCGAGAUGGACUACGCGAUGCUGGAAAACAGUGAAGUUACUAAAUCAGGUCAUAGUCUUGAGAAGCCUGGUGAAUCUCCGGACGAUAUCGGUAAGGUUUCGUUCGAAAAGGUUAUACGACAACCGGUAGAGACGGCCGCCGUGGACGACCCGAAAGCUACCGAGCAGGCCCAGGAAGUGGUUCCACCGCCCGAUCCAGUUCCCGAGCAGGCAACCGAAGUCAACAAUGAUCGUGAUCUUAACCAUAAUAAUAAGGCUUGCAACGCCGUUGUAGAGGAUAUCAAAGUAGACACAAAGGACAUUACCAUUACACUUGGUGGCGUAGUUGACGGGAAUGAUAAUACUAUCGCCGGGACGACAUCACCCAACAAACCGUUACCACACCAGCAGUCGGCCGCGAUCGAAGAAUCGAUAUCAUCGAUCGGGCCAACAAUGUGGCUUGGCGCGCAGAACGGUAUGCUGUAUGUACACAGUUCCGUCGCGCGAUGGAACCUCUGUUUGCACAAGGUAAAGCUACCGGACUCGGUGCUCUCGAUCGUGCACGUCGAGUCGCGUGUUAUCGUAGCGCUCGCAAACGGUACGGUCGCCGUGUUCCGGCGGCAGGUAAACGGCGAGUGGGAUCUGAACAGCUAUCACCUUCUGACGCUCGGCUCACCAAAAUACUCCGUGCGGUGCCUGACGAUCGUUGGGGACAAGGUAUGGGCGGCUCAUCGAAACAAAAUCCACGUCAUCGAUCCCAUCACGCUGUGUAUUCUGAAGUCGUUCGAGGCGCACCCGAGAAAGGAAAGUCAAAUCCGACAGAUGGCCACCACCGGACUGGGUGUCUGGGUUUCCAUAAGACUGGAUUCUACCUUAAGACUGUUUUCGGCGGAAACGUACGAUCACCUGGAAGACAUCGACAUCGAUCCGUACGUAUCGAAAAUGCUGGGAACGGGCAAGUUAGGCUUCUCAUUUGUGCGCAUUACCGCCCUGCUGGUAUCGUGCAAUCGGUUGUGGAUAGGAACUGGAAACGGAGUUGUGAUUUCAGUACCGCUGACCGAUGCUAGCGGAGCUUCCAAUACACCGUACUCACCGCGCUUCGCUAAUGCUCAACUUUCUUUCCACGGGCACCGGGACGCGGUGAAGUUCUUCGUCUCCGUACCGAUGAAUCCACCCAACCACGGGCUCCCGACGACGUCGAAGGAUAUGCUGGUUAUAUCCGGUGGUGAGGGCUACAUCGAUUUUCGGUUAGGUGACGGAGACAUGGAGGCGAGUGUCGAACUAGAACCGAACCAAACGAUAGAAAAUCGCAAUGAAAAGAGCUACAUUAUCGUAUGGAAAGUCAGCAACCGCUAAGACGGACAAUACUUUGAUACUUGGAUGGGGGUAAGGUGUGACAUACGUUGGCUCAAACCAUAAGGACCUUACAGAAGACGAUGCUGAAUGGAAGGAGGCAUCUGUUAAGUGUUCAAGGUGGAAUGAUGAACUCAACAACAUGCUAUCUUUUACUAGGUCUUUUACACAAAGCAUACACAAGAACAACCAGAACAUAUUUGAUAAAAACUAACACAGCUAGAUACAAGUAAAUCACGCAAGAAAAAAAUAUUAGGAGAUGAGGUGAAGGUGUUUGAAAAAAGAGGUAAAAAGUGUUUGAGAGUGAAGUUUAAACUAUUGUAUCCCAGUUUAGUGCCGUUGCUCUUUUUAACGCGUUGUGUAGCGUCCGUUCAGUUGCAUAGAAUAAUACUAAACCGCGAACAGAGUGCUAAUAGCGCAUUGAGGGGUAAAGCGUAGUUCUGAUAUGAACACAUUUUUAUCACAAAACUUAGCGUACACCUUUCCCAUCACUCAUUCUCAGUUGGUCGGUUCUCUGUUGGUUACUGAAGGAAGUGUUGCUUGCCAAAAUAAAGCAAAUCCUUUUGUAAAGGCUUAACCAAUGGGUAUAAUAGAAAUAACAGUUAGGAAACUAUAGGACCUUAAAACAUGAUACCUACCAACAUCCCCGUAUCCGCCAAAGAAUAAGUUUAGUACAGUGAGUUGAUUUUCUACUUGACCCCAAAAAUAUCUAGGCAGUUUAAAAAGCAUACAAAAAACAUCAAACCCGUGGUAUAUACUAAUAUGAUUACAUUAAUGAUGGUUACGCUUGGAUUAUCUUACUCAUAUGCUACCCUAGUAAUGCACUAGGUGGACAAGCUGUCCUAAGGUGGACAUUAAGCCAGGAGAAGAAGUAGCUAAAGACACGAUAAUUACAGUUAUGCUGAAGCAAACAAAACAAAAGUUUAACUUUAGUAGCUACUAUUUUCGUUUUCGUACGAGUUUUUAUUGUUUUUAAUUUUGUAAAUAUUCUCUUGCGUUACACAAAUUUAGUGUGUAGGAUCAGUUUAGUUAAUUUUUUAACCUGUGUAUGUUUAGUCAUUUUAUUAUAUAUUUUUAAACUUGUUUUACUAGUUUUCGUUCGAGUAAACAAAAAAGGGUUUUUGCUGUGCUGCUACAAAAAAAUUGACAACAAAUUUACUAACACCAGUUGCAGGAACAAAUGUCGGUUAGAAAGGCAGUAAAAAGGCAGAUACUUUUAAUGCAGUGUGUAUGGUUUAUAACAGUAAAUUUUAAAUUUUAGUUAUUUACUUCAUGUUCUGUUCGGAGGUUACUUUAAAUCGUUCGAUUUACUGAAUCCCUGUGUAUGCAUUUUGCAUACGAUUUGUACAUUUUGCUUUUGAAAGAGAAAGAUUCGGUUAACGUACAACUUCCAAGGCAAAAGCUUGCGAUAACUAGCAUGAUGUAAAAACUAUUUGAAGAAAACAGCAAAUAUAAGUAAUCAAUGCAUAAUUCGUUGUCUUUAAGAAGGUAAUAGGUGGAUGAAUUGAAAGAAAUGAUUCAUGUAUUUAACCAUUACAGGCCUCUUUUAUCUUCGCAGGAUUCGUCAAAUAAGGAGACAUAAAACAAGGCGUUGCAGUGGAAAAUAAGAAGCGACAGGCAGUUGCGCAGGAAAUCCUCCAUCGAGCGGUACACGUGCUCGAUCACGCCGGUGAGAUCGUGCCCUUCGUCGGCGUAGCUCUGCGAAAUAAAAUGGUGGGGAAAGAAGCAGAAAGUUACCCCAAAGAUGAUCAGUAUCAGCGCGAU
Messenger RNA from Anopheles coustani, 6186 nucleotides. RefSeq names its product JNK-interacting protein 3 (gene syd). The record is from RefSeq and is a predicted model, not a curated record. Lineage: Eukaryota; Metazoa; Arthropoda; Insecta; Diptera; Culicidae. Gene Ontology annotation, cellular component: cytoplasm. The coding region runs from base 697 to 4425 and encodes 1242 amino acids. Gene Ontology annotation, molecular function: signaling receptor complex adaptor activity; MAP kinase scaffold activity; kinesin binding. Gene Ontology annotation, biological process: vesicle-mediated transport. The transcript has 11 exons.